AUGGAUGAAUUUCUAAAUGAUGUCAUAGAAAUCAUUAGAGAAGACCAGAAUGUUUUGCCGAAUAACAAUAAUAAUCAAGAAACAUUGUGCACCGAUGAAUAUGAUGAUUAUUUAUCAAAAACUGAUCCCAACUUGAAUGAACCGGAUUUCACUAAAGGAAUCAACGAAUCUGAUGAUGUUUUGCCUGUUGAGCCAAUGAAAAUCACACCAAAUAACUGUAAUGAUAGAAAAUAUUCGAUUUCGGAUGAUUUUGGAGGAAUGGAUUUGACAUAUAAUAAUGAAAAUGUUCCGGAAGAUGAAUUGGGAGUUGAGAUAUCUCCAGAGCCUCGAAAUAUUAACGAAAGAAAGGGGAGAACUUCGAAAUUUGAAAUGAGAAAACUGUCAGAUGCGCAGAAGAUAGAAAUGAUAAAAUCUCGCCAAAGAAGCGCGACAAAUCGAAGUUACGAGAAAAAGAAAACAAAGUUAUUGCAAAUCAAUGAAAAUUUGAUGAAACUUCGAGGAAAUGUGGAGGAGAAGAAGGUUAAAAUGAGGGAUGUUGAUAUGAAUUUGAAUAACUCUUUGGUUAUGAUUCGCGAAAGAAUUGGGAAAGAAAUGCCAGAAGUUUGGAGAGAUUUGAAAUAUUAUAAAAUGAAUUAUGAGAAAUGUUUGAGAGAUAUCGAAGAUGAUGAGAAUAUUAUGGAUUUGGAAAGAGAUUUGAAGAAUGCUGAAAGACGAUUUUUGGAAGCCAUGGGGGAUUUUGAGCUGAAAAUCGUGAGUUUUUUGUUUAAAAUUUGAAAAUUUCUGUUUUUUUAGCUGGAAAAAAUGAAAAAUUCAGAUUUUUUUGCCGAGAAUUGUUAUAAAAAUUGAAUAUCUUUCAAAAAAAAAUCUAAAAGUACAUUUUCACGUGAACUAUAACGUGGCAAUUAACAUUUUUUUUCCAGAAAAAUCAAAACACAUACGGCUCCAAGAAAUGUCGCACCAAAUCCAAAAAAGAUGAAGCUGAAAGUCUGUUGAACAUCAAAAAACUUGAAUUGGUCAGUUUUCUUCAUUUUUUUUUCAAAAAUAAAGAAAAAACUAUUUUUCCAGGAAUUCGAAGCAACUUCCAAAUAUCUGGAAAAUCUGGAUAUUGUCAAAAAUCAAGUUUUCAACGAUUUUUCGGAGGUUCGAAACUUGAUGAAUUUGACUGAAAUGUAUAAUUUGAACCCGGAAAUUCGAGAGAUUUUUGAAGAUUUGUUGAGUUUUUACAAUUUACCGAACCCUGCUCCUAUUUAA
Messenger RNA from Caenorhabditis angaria, 1251 nucleotides. The record is from the annotation of a GenBank genome assembly. NCBI's taxonomy places the organism in Eukaryota, Metazoa, Nematoda, Chromadorea, Rhabditida, Rhabditidae.